AUGGUGACAAAACAGUGCUUCUACCCAAGAUGUGCUUUUGAAGUUGAAAUGUCAUGUCAUUGCACUUCGCCUUAUACUUACUCAUGCGAAACGCACUGAGGAAUGCAUAUCAAAUCGCACAAGGAAGAUCAUGUGUUUGAACUUGAGUUUACUCAGCCAGUUGAAGAAACUAAAAAAGCAAUUAUUAUGAUCCUUGCCAAAGAGAUUUCAAAAAAAGAAGAGUUCAAGAAAAAAAUUUUAGAUUCCUUUAGUCAGAACAUAUACAGAUCAGAAACUAAUCUCAGAGAACAACUAAAGAAGCUAGAGGCUGACUCAGCAGAAAUAAGUAGUCACAUUGAUAAAGUCUUCAAUACUCAAAAAAUACUAAAAUCAGAGCAGGAUCCAAUUUUAAGGCUAUUGACUUUAAGUCCUGCAGAAGCCAUUAUAUGUCUUGAAGAUAUAAUCCCAAAAACCCAAGAAUCUCAUAAUAAUGCUGAAUUAUUUUACGGAGUGAACAGAGAAAUAGAAAAAAUGAUUGAAUCAUUUAUUAAAGACAAAUUUGAAAUGAUUCUGAAUGAGAGACUAAUUAAAAUAGAACAGAGAAUUGAACAGCAAGAUAGAGGAAAUAAAGAAAACCUGUUAAAAAUGAAUAUUUCUAUGGCAAGUGUUCAAAACGAUGGCAUAGCAAGUAAAAAUGAGUUUGAAAAGUGAAUGGAAAAUACAGAAAAUGAAAUCAAAAUGCUUAAUGCAAGGCUUCUAAGCAUCUCUGAAGAUCUUGAAAAUAAUAUAAUAAAUUCACCUUUAAAACAACUUACAAAAUUCUAUGAAAAUAUUGGGGGCAAUGCAAGCAAUACUGAAGAAAAUAAACAAAACUUUCCUAAUCAAGAAUUCAGCCAAGUUUCUGAAAGUUAUUAUGACUAUCCUCUAAGCCCACCACUUUUCCUUAUUAAUAAAAAUAGUAAUGGCGAAGUGAAUCUGCUUGCUUAUAAUACUGAAAGUGAAAGAGAAUUGGUGUUAGAUUUGCCAACUCAAGAAACAUUUGACUAUGGCACAUGCAUAACUAGCCUUCCUAAUAAAGAAAUUUUCUGCUUUGGCAGUGCUAAUCCAAACACUGGUAUCUCUGCUAUAAUUGACCAGAGCUAUGGACUCAAAUUGCUUCCUUCCGGGAAACCUUGCUGCUUUUCAUCAGCUGUCUAUUUCAAAAGAAGUAUUUUUUGCUUUGGGGGACAAAAUGAAGGCAUAAUGAGUUCAACCUUAUCUGAAAAAUUCGAUUUAGAAAAAAAUAAAUGGGUCAGUUUAAAGCCGCUGCCAAAGCCUGAUCAAUAUUGCAAUAGCAUUAUUUUCGAUGGAGAUAUUUUGAUUUCUGGGUGCUAUAAUAAAAAUAUAUUACGGUAUCGGACUAUGGGUAAUUAUUUUACAAGGAUAGAUUAUGAGUUUUCAACGAAUAGAAAAAUCUUAAUAAGUUUGCCUAGGCUGUAUUUGAUUGAGUGCAAAGGGUAUGUAUACGAAAGUGAAAUUAAUGAUGAAAAUAAUUGGAAGAAAAUAGGAAAAUCAAUAAUAACUAGUUCCAAUUAUCCUGGUCAAUUGAAUUGCCAAUAUAGCAAAGGAGCCAUAUAUAUAGGAGUUAAAUGGCUUAAUAUGCAUGAGUACUAUAAAUUUGAUCUGAGCAGCAAAACCAUGCUCCAGCUUAGUAAAUAA
Molecule: messenger RNA, 1677 nt
Organism: Blepharisma stoltei
Lineage: Eukaryota; Ciliophora; Heterotrichea; Heterotrichida; Blepharismidae
Source: the annotation of a GenBank genome assembly